AUGUCAACCAGGGUGUUGAUCCAUGAUUACCCUCAUCGGACAGUAGCCCUUGCAACCGAGGAGCACGUCCUAGUAUUUCGCCAUUCCCACGCUGCACCGGAAAGUGGCAGAGCCUCAAUCUCGAGCUCGACUAGCCUCCCCCUGGCUAACGCGAGUCGAUCCAACGUAACACCCAGAUGUAUGGUCGAGUUUGGAGACAAGUCUCUCAUCAACCUCGAGCAUUUUCAUCCUGUCACCACCGCAAAGGGCACCUUGGGCCUUAUCACCCUGAAUAACGAUGUCUUCCUUUGCGUGAUCACAGGCUCGGAAGAGGUGGCCACUGUAAGGCCAGGCGAGACCGUCCAGAAGAUCUUCGCCGUGGAGUUUUACUGCCUCAACCGUGCAGACUACGACCAUGCCCAUGGGCCCUAUCCUAACCCAUACCCUGGGCAAGUCUUCCAGUCGGACGAUGUCGAUUACACUCAAGGAGACGAUGUCUCCGAGCAUCCCUUUCACGCGCUGAAGAAGCUCCUAAGCAACGGAAACUUCUACUACAGCGCUGAUUUUGAUCUUACACGACGACUACAGGAUCGUGCCGAGGCAGAAAACACCGUUGACAUUUCCGGUCUCGACGAAGGUCUCCUUUGGAACUCUUACAUGAUUGAUCCGCUGGUUAAAUUUAGGAGCAGGCUUACCGACCUCGAACGAAAUGCCCUUGACCGUUCUGGCCUCCUCACUUCUGUAAUUCGAGGCUUUGUCAAAAGUCUACCGAUCCCAGCUUCUUCCUCCCCAAUCCGGGGAACUGUCCCUGGUCCACCUACGACCCUGACCAUCAUCUCGAGGUUGUCCUCUCGAAGGGCUGGAACACGGUUCAAUUCUCGAGGCAUUGACGAUGAUGGUAAUGUUGCCAAUUUUGUCGAGACCGAGACAGUCUUCUGGUCUCCCACUGGCCUCUGCUUCUCAUACACCCAAGUGCGAGGCAGCAUACCGAUAUUCUGGGAAAGCUCGAGCAGUUUGAUACCUGGCCAACAAAAGAUCCAGAUAACUCGCUCGCCGGAGGCCACGCAGCCUGCGUUCGACAAGCAUUUCGCAACCUUGGAGAGAACGUAUGGUGCAGUUCACAUUGUGAAUUUGCUUAGCGCAUCAAAACCGGGUGAGGUCGAACUGACAGAGAGGUACCGCUAUCAUGUGGGUCGAAGCCCACUGCGACGACACGAGGAAGGCGAAGUAGAGGAACACCAUCUGCUCCACGAGACGGAAUUCGAUUUUCAUGAACGGACCCGUGGACCUACAGGAUACGAAGCGGCAAAAGCGAUUCGACCUUAUUUGGACGCAAGCGCAGAGUCGUUUGUUUACUUUCUCUCAGAGGAGAUCGAGGAGGUCGCCGUCGAGCAGGGUAGACGGAAGCUUGUCCGAAGGCCCAUUGUCAUUAUGCAGCAGAACGGCGUCUUCCGUGUCAAUUGUCUGGACUGCUUGGAUCGGACGAAUUUGAUCCAGGGCCUAAUAAGCCAAAUGGCAUUGGAGCUGUUUCUGUCGCACCGCGAUGAGCGAGGCAAUUCUGACUUUUGGAUGCGCCAUUCUGCAUUAUGGGCCGACAAUGGAGAUGUUUUGUCGAGAAUAUAUGCCGGGACUGGAGCGUUGAAGAGUUCAUUCACAAGGCACGGCAAGAUGAGUUUGGCGGGUGCUCUGGCGGAUGCCCGGAAGAGUGCUACUCGCCUCUAUGUCAAUCACUUCGAGGACAAGAACAGGCAAAACACUGUCGACCUAUUACUCGGCAGGUUGGUUGGACAGACGAGUGUCGACCUCUUCGACCCUAUCAACGACUGGGUGGUUGCAGAAGUUGUCAGACGAAGGGCCGAGUUUGAGUCCCGAGAUCAGCUCAGGCUCGGGAUGGGAACAUUCAACCUGAAUGGCAAGACGACAGGAAUUCAUGAGGACUUGACACCUUGGUUGGAUGUCCGCGGAAAAAAUCUGGAUAUCGUGGUGGUUGGGUUUCAGGAGAUAGUCGAGCUGAGCCCGCAGCAAAUCAUGAGCACAGACCCUAAUCGUCGGAUGCUGUGGGAAAGGGCAGUCAGAAACUGCCUCAAUGGCCAUGGCCCCGACGAGAAAUUUGAGGGUGUACCCACAAAAGGGGAUGAAUAUGUUCUUUUGAGGAGCGGCCAAUUGGUGGGAGCUGCAUUGAUGGUCUUUGUCCGUGCAAGCAUUCUGGGUCGAAUCAAGAAUGUGGAGGGUGCCAUCAAGAAAACGGGCAUGAGCGGGAUUGCCGGGAACAAAGGUGCCGUCGCCAUCAGGAUGGAUAUUGAAAGCACGUCGGUGUGUUUUGUCACUGCCCACUUGGCCGCCGGGUUCGCCAACUACGAGGAGCGAAAUCGAGAUUACAACACCAUCACCUCUGGCCUGAGGUUCCAGCGCAACCGAAGCAUCGAAGACCACGAGAUCAUCGUCUGGGCUGGGGACUUCAACUAUCGAAUCGGUCUGGGUUACGAGCGAGUCAAAGCCCUCGUCAACGAAGCGAUGAUUGGUUCGGAAAAGAUCAGGGAAGAGGCAUUGGGCAAGCUUUACGAGAACGACCAACUAAACAUUCAAAUGGUGGUGGGGAAUUGCUUCAACUAUUAUCGCGAAGGACGGGUAAAAUUUCUGCCCACAUACAAGUACGACAUUGGCAAAGACGAGUUCGACUCGAGUGACAAGCAGCGCAUACCUGCUUGGACCGACCGGAUUCUCUGGAAGGUCAACCACACCCGCAAUGUGGUCCAGGCUGGAGAGGUUCUUGGCUCGCAGAUGAAGCAGUUGGAAUAUGACAGCGUCAUGGGCCUGAGGUUCAGUGAUCACAGGCCCGUAUACGCCAUAUUUGACGUGGGGAUCCGGGUGGUAGACAAGGAGAAGAAGGAUACAUUGACCAAAAAGCUAUAUUCGAAGAGGGCGAAAGAAAUGAAAAGCAAAGCCGGAGAUUCCACAGAAGGGCUGGAUGACUUGGAAACCGAUGACGAGACCGACAGUGUCAUGGAGAGUCUCAUGGGAUACGAGAGCAUCCAGGAAGGGCUUCCUCCGGCUAGCAGCGACAAACGAAAGUGGUGGUUGGAUGGGAACAGAGCUGCGAGAAGCACAAUUCGGCCACCAAAGGAAGGCAUGAUGUUGAGCGGUAAUCGCGAAGGUAACCCAUGGAGGGAGGGCGGGGAGGGCGGGGAGGACGACUGGGUCGAGGUCGAGCGACCACCGAUCAUGGACAACAACAAGCAAGGCAACAGACUGGGAAGCAGGAAGCCAGAACCACCGCCACCGAGAACGGUGAAGAGAAUGGUUCCGCCUCCCUGGGAGGGAGAACGAGCUACAACGCCUUCCACCGCGGCGGCGGAGAUGAAGGCCCUUCGACGUCCGACGCCCCCUACACCACGCGGCGGUUUGGCUUCUCGGAACAGGGCUUCCAGCGCCACGACCUCUCCUAUACGGUCGGCCAUGUCGUCGGCGAGCGAUCUAGCCAAUAUCCCAGCACGGUCCUCGUCGGCGGCGGGAUUCCCCAAGAAACGGCCGCCACCCAAACCCACCAAGCCGUCGGCUCUCACCACCUCAUCCAGCCAGGUCGCGGUUCCGCAACUGAGCCCUCUCCCCGCCCCGGUCAUGCCACGACUGGCGAGCGUUUCCCGACCAGACGGUCCCGCCGCGCCUGGUGACUAUGACGAGCGUCCUCCUCCACUACCCCGGCGUCAGGAGACGGCGAGUUCGACCGCCUCGUUCGUGAGCGCGGCUGAUUCUCUCGCCUCGGCGCCCAGCGCGAGACUACCGCCACCGCCGCCACCAAUGAGGGUCUCGAAACUGCAGCAUCAGCAGACCCUGCGCCAUGACGGCGCGAACGAUCCUCCUGCACCACCACUGCCCCCGAGGAGGGACACUGCCCGCGGCAGUAUCGGUAGUACUGGUAGUAACGGCAACGGCAACGGCCCGGCUUUGCCCACGAGGAAAAGACCCGACCUUGAUGCCAACACGGAUGCCAACGCGAACGGAGACCUCAUGGACGAUGAUGACGGACCCGGCGCGAGCAGGUUGGAGAGGUAUAAGCCGCUCAUGCCCAGUUGA
Molecule: messenger RNA, 4053 nt
Organism: Fonsecaea nubica
Lineage: Eukaryota; Fungi; Ascomycota; Eurotiomycetes; Chaetothyriales; Herpotrichiellaceae
Exons: 3
Coding region: 1-4053 (1350 amino acids)
Biological process (GO): phosphatidylinositol dephosphorylation
Cellular component (GO): cytoplasm; membrane
Molecular function (GO): phosphatidylinositol-3,5-bisphosphate 5-phosphatase activity; phosphatidylinositol-4,5-bisphosphate 5-phosphatase activity
Source: RefSeq, a predicted model, not a curated record